Perkinsus marinus ATCC 50983 is the source of this 285-nucleotide messenger RNA. RefSeq lists its product as hypothetical. Bases 1 to 285 code for a protein of 94 amino acids. The record is from RefSeq and is a predicted model, not a curated record. Gene Ontology annotation, biological process: protein modification process. The transcript has 4 exons. Lineage: Eukaryota; Perkinsozoa; Perkinsida; Perkinsidae.
AUGGCGACCGAUUCACCAACUUGGCCGGGCAAAGUGCAUAAGGAGCAUCAUAAGGAGGUUACUUCAACUCAGUUGUUGAUCAAAGAGAUGCUAAAGGGGAACGAUACGAUCGAUGUGAACGACAUGUACUGUGUGUCUACGAAUGUACAAACUGCUGGGAAAGGCAGAGGAAAGCAUUGCUGGGAGUCUCCAAUUGGUUGUGCGAUGCAGAGCAUUCUCCUUUUCGUGGAUGAGGCCCAAGUUCGUCGAGUGCCGGGGCUAACCCAAUCGGAAAUCGGCGAGUAA